AUGGCUGCAGUUGCGGAGAGAAGACAAGUGUAUAAUGGAAACCAAGUUGACCCGACGACGGAGACCAGUAAGCCGGCGACUGACACAAUCGUUCCAAACCAAGCUCAAUCACAACUCUCACGUACUCAUACGAAGUUAAAGGCGACCGAAAAACUAAACAAGUUUAUUCAACCUAGUUGUUACAGUUUUGCUUGUUAUCAAUCGGACAACUCCUCCUCCCACACUACCAGUAUCAAUCCAUGUUCAUCAGCAACAUGCAUUGGACAAGAAACGUCGAAUUUGAUAACUACAGUGGUAAUUCUUUAUUCAUUCGAUGGAAAUGCUAAUGAUUCGAACGGACGUUUCAAUGGAGUGUCGUAUGGUGCUCCUACGUAUGUGGCACAGUCCUAUGUGGGCACUUCAGCAUUGAAUCUAAAUUCUACUUCAUCGCAAUACAUUUAA
This is a messenger RNA of Adineta ricciae, 441 nucleotides long. The record is from the annotation of a GenBank genome assembly. Lineage: Eukaryota; Metazoa; Rotifera; Eurotatoria; Adinetida; Adinetidae.